Molecule: messenger RNA, 453 nt
Organism: Letharia lupina
Lineage: Eukaryota; Fungi; Ascomycota; Lecanoromycetes; Lecanorales; Parmeliaceae
Exons: 2
Coding region: 1-453 (150 amino acids)
Source: RefSeq, a predicted model, not a curated record
AUGUCCAAAUCCAAACAAACUGGGCUGUCGGUAGUGGAACCAUUCUUGAUCAGACUUGCACAUGAGAACCCUGGACCUUUACGCCAUCCUCUCGACUUUCAGGGAUUGCUGCAGAAGACAACUUCUCUGUUUCUUCUGAACACACCAGAGUCCACCGAGAUGCAAUCAACCGAGGAACGAUCAAUCCAAUCGGAUCCCUGGGAAGCGGUGACGAUGCCGCGUCGACACAGCCAAAGUAACGAGGAUGAUGGGAAGGGCAAGAAAGCGAAUAAGACGGCGGCCAGUGAGGUCAUGAAACGCAUCGAGGUCAUCGAUCCUGAUGAUAUUAAGAUCAUCAAGCGCUACGACAAUCACAUUGGUAUCGUUCCGAUCGAAGUCUUGUCUUGCCAACAACCGUGCGGAAAUCACGGCUCAUGUUGUGUCAUCGCCAUCUCAAGGUCAAUGGGUCAAUGA